Amphimedon queenslandica is the source of this 1039-nucleotide messenger RNA. Its product is annotated as DNA polymerase kappa-like. Gene Ontology annotation, molecular function: DNA-directed DNA polymerase activity. The record is from RefSeq and is a predicted model, not a curated record. Gene Ontology annotation, cellular component: nucleus. The transcript is spliced from 2 exons. Gene Ontology annotation, biological process: error-prone translesion synthesis. Lineage: Eukaryota; Metazoa; Porifera; Demospongiae; Haplosclerida; Niphatidae. The annotation marks the transcript as partial.
UAAUUUUAUCAUGGCUGCAGCAAAGCCUUCAGAUUUUACAUCACCUGGAAGUAAUGCCGAAUCACCUGGGCCCAUGGAACAACUGCAGUCUUCCCCACCUUUGUCACGAAUUGGUCUUAACACGAACAAGGCCGGCAUGGAGGGUCUGGACAAGACCAAAAUUGACCAAAUCAUCAUCCAGGCUUCCAAGGGGUCCAAGUACUACGAGAACGAGCUCCAAAAGGAAAGAAAAGUUAAAGAAAAAAUUGACACCAUGCUCAAGGAGUUAAAACAGCUGAGUCCAUCCGCAAUAGAAACUUCAGUAGCUGCUAGUGACAAUGAUAUUGAAGCCAUUGAGCUAAGGAGAGACUUAAACCAUAUCAUAGUUCAUGUUGAUAUGGAUGCAUUUUAUGCAGCUGUAGAGAUGAGAGACGAUCCCUCACUUUUAAACGUACCCAUGGCUGUUGGAGGCCAAUCUAUGCUAAGUACUUCGAAUUACCUAGCUCGUAGGUAUGGAGUAAGAGCAGCCAUGCCAGGCUUCAUAGCUAAGAAACUUUGUCCUCAGCUUGUUAUUGUCAAGUCUCACUUUAGCAAGUACCAGGAGGUGAGUCAAACUGUGAGAGAAAUACUCUCCAACUACGAUCCACUCUUUUCUUCUGUUGGCCUUGACGAAGCGUAUUUGGACAUAACGGAAUAUGUGACGGAAUUAAUGAGAGGGAAGGAGGAACAGGUGCCAGUUGAAGGAGAGGAUAGAGUCACUCAGAGUUUUGGUGAUUCAUCAGUUGAGAAUACUGAGUCUUUGAAGCAUAGCUUAGUUCAUCAAACUGAUACAAAACUGAUUCAAAUUGAUCCAGAAUCAUCUCAAGAAACUGAUACAAAAUUGCUUCAAAUUGACGAUCCAGAAUCUUACUCUACUGAUAUGAAAUCGCAGCACGGUAGUAAUGAAUCACUCAAUGAUACUGAUUUGCAUCAGAUUGAUGAUCUAAUUUGUGAUUCUGAUCAAUGCCUUCCCAAUAGUUACUGGGAAUGUGCCGAGAAGGUAGUAGCGAAAUCAGAGAGA